This is a messenger RNA of Jaminaea rosea, 1148 nucleotides long. RefSeq names its product putative MET16-3`-phosphoadenylylsulfate reductase. The coding region runs from base 102 to 1004 and encodes 300 amino acids. Gene Ontology annotation, cellular component: cytoplasm. The record is from RefSeq and is a predicted model, not a curated record. NCBI's taxonomy places the organism in Eukaryota, Fungi, Basidiomycota, Exobasidiomycetes, Microstromatales. Gene Ontology annotation, molecular function: phosphoadenylyl-sulfate reductase (thioredoxin) activity. The transcript has a single exon.
AUGUAUUUGUAACUGUUACCACCAACCGCAUCUUCCCCUAUAAUCUCCCAUUUCUCGACAGCAUACCCUCGACCACGACAAGCUACGCAGCGACGCAAGCCAUGGUGACCUCACCCACCGCCUCAUCGUCGCAACGAGCAAUCGACGACGCUCGCAUCGCCUCAGUCAUCUCAAAUCUCGACAGCAUCAACCAGCACCUCGAGUCUUCAGACCCCUUCCAGAUCCUCGAAUGGGCCAUUGACAACCUGCCUGGGCUCUACCAGACAACUGCCUUUGGCGUCACCGGCUGCGUCUCUCUUGACCAGAUCGCUCGCAUCAGCGAAACCCGCGCACGCAGCAAGGGUGAGCCAAACAAGCAUCUCGUCGACCUCAUUUGGUGCGAUACGCUCUAUGGCUUCCCUCAGACUGUAGACCUGGCAUACAGGGCAGCAAAGCACUACGACGCUAAGAUGCACAUCUACCGCCCUGAGGGAUGUGACACCGUGGGGGAAUUCGAGAGCAAGUGGGGCUCUCAGCUCUGGGAGCGCGACGAGGACACGUACGAUUACAUCGUCAAGGUGGAGCCAGCUCGCCGGGCCUACCAGGAGCUUGGCGUUCGCGCCGUCUUCACAGGUCGUCGCCGCUCGCAGGGAGACGAUCGCUCCAACCUCAAGGCCAUCGAGGUGGACGAGACGGGCCUUGUCAAGGUGAACCCCUUCCUCAACUGGUCCUUUGCGCAAGUAGACGAGUACGUCAAGCAGAACGCUGUGCCGUACAACGAGCUGCUGGACAUGGGCUACAAGAGCAUCGGCGACUGGCAUUCCACGGCCAUGCCUGGCUCUGACGGUGGGGAGCGCUCCGGCCGCUGGAAGGACAAGGGCGGGAAGACCGAGUGCGGGCUGCACACUGAUUACUUCAAGAUGAAGAGGAUCGCCGAGAAGAAGGUGAGCAAACCGCGAGCCGCGUCACGGCAGCCAUGUCCACGAUCACUGACCUCCUCUUUCCCCUCUUCUCCACGCUCGUAGAUGCGCGAAGCAGAACUGGCAAGGCGCGACGAGGCAAAAGACAAGGUCGAUAUCGUCGCUGCGGAUCCGGACGCCGAUGUUGGCGUGCAGCCCAUCGUCGAGCCGUAGCAAGCGCGCGAGUCGCUCGUCAUCAACACCAACCUA